Toxotes jaculatrix (banded archerfish) is the source of this 3820-nucleotide messenger RNA. It is a transcript of the gene inka2, whose product is annotated as inka box actin regulator 2. Gene Ontology annotation, molecular function: protein kinase binding; protein serine/threonine kinase inhibitor activity. NCBI's taxonomy places the organism in Eukaryota, Metazoa, Chordata, Actinopteri, Toxotidae. Gene Ontology annotation, cellular component: nucleus. The record is from RefSeq and is a predicted model, not a curated record. The transcript is spliced from 2 exons. The coding region runs from base 349 to 1707 and encodes 452 amino acids.
UGAGACAUUCACACGGGCAGAGCCUCUUGAUGCAGCCAUAAGAAGGACCUCAUUAUCCUUUUUUGGAGUAAACACAUUUUCGUCAUCAGGAGUUGUUGUUGUUUUUUUGUUUUUGUUUUUUAAUUAUAGAAUUCACGUCAUUAGGAGCCCGCGCGCGCAUUCCUCAGCAGGAUUUGCGCAUCUCCAAUUGCAAAUUGUUUUCUUUUUUUUUUUUUAAUUACUAUUUUUAUCUGCUCUCCACGAGAGCGCUGUUUUCAUUUUUCUACCCAGGAGGAAGCUCUCGUAGUCAUGCUCGAGCUGCGACUGGCGACGCGUUUCAUGCGAAAAUCGUGUAUUUAAAGAAAAGAAAUGGAACAACAGCUCUCCAAACCAGGAUGCAAAAACAUGGAUGCGUGUCUGAGACGACUGAAGCAAGAACUGCUGUCUAUGAAAGAAGCCGGGGAUGGCCUCCACGCUCAGAUGAAUUCAAUGAUGGGAGCCCUCCAAGAACUCAAGCUCCUUCAAGUUCAGACGGCACUAGAAAACCUUGACAUUUCAGGUCGGCCCAUUAACCGAGGGAUCCCACAUCCUGCUCCACCAGCUCCUUCUGGUGCAUCAGCUGCAGCAGCUUCAGCUGAUACAGCUUCAGCUUCAGUUUCAGAAAAGGAUCACGGGUCCUGCUUUAGCCAAAUUCUGCCAGAGGAGCCCAGCCCAAGUCCAAUGCCAAGUCCAAGGCCAUCUUUGGAGAGCAGAAACACCUUCAGCCGAGAUGACGACAGUCCAUCUCGAAACAGAAGCAGCAUGGGAACCUCGUCUUCUUCAGCGUCUAGUCUGGAGAGUGAGAGUGAAAGAAACUCAAGAACUGCAAGAAGCGAGAAUGACCUUGAGUCUAUACCCAGGAGGUGGUCAGGAUACACUGCCCCCCAAGUGGACUUCUACGGACCAAUGGUGGGAAACCCUCCACCAGAGCCCUACCCUCACCCACAGGCUCCUCAUCGCGCUCAGGUGGUGGACUUGCCUGGCAUCCUGUACAGCCUCUCCAGAGAGGGCCCUUCACUGGACAGUGACUAUUCCCAGGACAGCACAGAUGAUGCCAGCGACUGGACCUCCUCGCUCAUGAGCCGCAGCCGCAACCGUCAGCCCUUAGUGCUGGGUGACAACGUCUUUGCCGACCUGGUGGGUAACUGGUUGGACCUACCUGAAGUGGAGAGAGAGGAGGUGGAAGAAGAGGAACGGAGGAAGAGGAGAGAGGAGAGGACAGCAGACGGAGGAGCGGACAGACCGGACACCCCAGCUCACCCUCUCCGCCUCAGCCGCUCGCAGGAGAUCUGCAGGAAGUUCUCGCUGACCACAAAUAUCUUCAAGAAGUUUCUGCGCAGCGUCCGGCCCGACAGGGACAAGCUGCUCAAGGAGAGGCCUGGCUGGGUGGCUCCUGAGCUGCCAGAGGGCGACCUUUUCAAAAGGCCGAAGAAACUGGUUCCUAAAAGUUCAAAAGGUAGCUUCUACCUGCCGUUCUGGGCAAAUGGACAGCAGGGCAAAGGCAGACCGUGUCCACAUCUAGCUGAAGCAGAGAGGAACCAACACCAACACCAUCAACACCACCAACACCACUUCCCCCAGUUCCACCAGCAGCCAUUUGCAGGGAUUUAUUUAGACAGGAGGCAGCCAGAGACUGGUUUGGAGAAAAUGCAGCCCUUGUUUGACUACAACACAGCUGUGUGGGUCUGACAGUGAGUCUCAGGCCAACAGACCGCAAAUGUUGCCAGACUGAGUGAGUGACAGGUGUUCUGGGAUUUUGGCUGAGCUGGAGGGGAAUGAAUGAAAGAAUGAAUGAACGACUGAGAGGCUUGGAUACAGUUGUCUUCCAAAAAUUAACCGAUGAACUUCACACCCACAACGUGAUUCUCCUGCGACUGAGAGAUUAUCAGGGCAACAUUUUGUCUGACAAUCCCAAAACCUAAACCUCGUGUACUGUGCGCGUCUGGGUGUGCGAUUGUGUGCUGGAGAGUGUCUGAGACGUUAGAGAGAGACUUUUUUUGAGGAUUUAUGCCGUAAGUUUUGUAUUAUUCAAAUUUCUUCACGUGUGUAUGCAUGUAUGACUGGAUUCUCUGGUUGUCUUAAAAGACGGUACUUAGAAAAGGACAUAUUUCUCAGAAUGUCACCAUCAUUGCAGUUCUUUAUAAAAACAUCCACAGAUUUUUUUUCACUUCUCUGCUACAGGACAUACUCUCAUAUGUCACUUCUUUGCAUCUAUGAAUAUAAACUCCAACUGUUGGAUUGCAUGGUUACUGUUUUUAUAAAUGAUGCUACAAACAGCUGUUACUGAACGCACUGCCACUAAACACAUUCAUAAGCUUUGUUUCCAACAGGCCUCGAUGCCUCGGAAACUCAGGUUUAACUGAACCCGUCGGUCUCAUUCACCUUGCUCAGGGAAUGAAUGCAACACAGGAGGAAACUAUGAGAUACUGCCACAUUCACAUGGGAUAUAUAGACAGUUUAGAGAAGUCUUUCCUCAACUCAUCUUGCCUAGUUGGACAUAACAGCAAUACAGUGCAUGACGAGUCCAAAGAUUGCACAUUAAACUUUGAGAUUUGUCCCUCAUGAUAAGUGAUGUUGUGCUUGCUGUCAUGUUAGAAACACUCAUUUUUCUCUCUGCUGUGUAGACACGGCACAUGUUGAGUCAAUUGUCAGUCCUCCUGGGUUGUUACGCAGAGAGAGGAGGGGGUAAAGAUGGCACAGCCAACCACGAGUUACUGACUGACUGCCAUCUGGUACCCAGACGUUAUGUAAAGCUUGUUCACCACAGGCUCGAAGAAGAUGCAGAACGGCUCGGUUAAUCCCGAAGCUUUGCAGAUGAACUGAAUGAUGACGAUUGUCUUACAUGCUGUAUAUACAAAGGCAAAUACAUUACAGGGCUGUAACAGUGAUGAGACAGAUGAGAGUGGAGGUAAAGACUAAUAAUCUCUACCCGACAGGAUCAAGUUAACAGAAUAAAUGUACAGAACAUUGUACAUAUUUGCCAUCAAGCAAACUGCAGCAAUAACAGAUAUUUUCUGUAACCACCAUUUGCAUGAUUUUCAUUAUUCUGCACAGAUAAAUAUGUCACAGUAACAUUACAGUUCUUACAGUUGCAUCUAAACAAAGCCACCACAUCUGUACUUAAACCACAAACUCAUGAGUUAAUCUGUAACCUACAGUAUCUAUACUCUUGUAUCAUAAUAAACCGUUUCAGUGUUUUUCAUUGCAAGCAGCAUCAUAGCAGUUAAAGACAAAUUACGGCUUCCUUCACAAAUUUUUAUAAAUAUAUGGAUUCCCUCAGGAUUACAGAUGACACUGCCCACUUUGACUCAAAACACUUUUUUUUUUUUUAUAGAGGACCACAGUUAUGCAAGGACAAUCUGAUAUGUUUAACUUAUUGUUAUGAAAAAAAAAAAACAGUCAACUUCACUUAGUUUUAAAUGUGAUACCAGACCAAUCAACUUAGCCAGCAGGGAUUAGGCCUUAGGUUUUCUGAGUGUCUUGGCCGGUCGAUCCAUAUGGUGUUUUCUCAGUAUUCAGGUCAAUAUGUACACACACAUUCAGAGGGUCCAACACACACUCACACAGACGGUGUCUGCUGAGACGGUUGUGCUAUAAGGCAGAGUCUGAGAUGUCAUAUCACACAGUAUGUGUAUGUUAAUGUAACAUUUAUUUCUUCCUAUUUACAGUUGUCUAAGUGUAAUUUUCUGCACUGUUGAUAUUUUUCAUUGGGGUUCUGCGAACCUUCAGUAGUGAUUCUGUGUCAUGUGCACUGUGAAACUGUCACUGACUCUUUGUAAAUUAAAACUGUUUUCAGAAAGAA